Molecule: messenger RNA, 933 nt
Organism: Rosa rugosa (rugosa rose)
Lineage: Eukaryota; Viridiplantae; Streptophyta; Magnoliopsida; Rosales; Rosaceae
Exons: 1
Coding region: 1-933 (310 amino acids)
Source: RefSeq, a predicted model, not a curated record
AUGAGCGAGGCCGUCCUCCACGCGCAUGCAGAAUUCAUCACAUAUGGAGAAACCCCACCACCACCAACGGCAACAAAGUCCAGUCAACCCUCCUACAACCAGCAGGAGACCGCUAACAAAACCCCUGCCGUACCGCCAACUGACAAAAAGCGAGAAUGGCAACAAAACAACUACCAAAAUAAGCGUCAAAAGGACCAACAUUACCACAAGAACAAUUGCUCAUCUCACGGGGAUACUCGUGGCAAGCAGGCAGAGUCCUCCCAGCGGUACGUAGUGUUCACGGUCUUCACAGCCUCGUAUGAGGAAAUAUAUGAUCAAAGCAAGGACCAAAUCCCACCGCCACCUCCAAGAAAAUACCCAAGGGUGGGCAAACCAAGGAACACCAGCAAGUUGUGCAAAUACCACGAGGACAGCGGUCACAACACAAACCACUGCAACGCUCUCAAAACAGCAAUCGAGACUUUGUAUCGUGAUGGCAAGCUGGAACAAUUCAAGGUACGGCAGCCGCCACCAGUGGUCGCCAAUAUCGAGCCCAUGCGUCGUAUCAACACCAUCGACAGCGGUGCUCCUAUCACGAACAUGUCUCUUAAGGCAAGAAAACGUUAUGCACGCACCAACCACCCCAAAGAUGUUUGCAACAUCUGCUAUGAAAGGUCUGCUAAGCUACCAAGAUCUGGGUGGGAACCCAUAACCUUCUCUGAGGAAGAAGAGCGCAGAGUACAUCUCCCCCACGACGAUCCAUUCCUCAUCGACGCCAUGCUCGAUAAAUGGUCUGUGGGGAGAGUCCUCGUUGACAGCGGAUCCGAUGUGAAUGUUAUCUUCAAUGGUUGCUACAACCAUCUCCAGCGGAACAGAAAGCUACUCCAAGAUCAUGAACCGCUGCUCAGCUUCUCCGGUGCCGUUACGCAACCACUAGGUUCUGAACGGCGCUGA